AUGGUCACUGGACGCGGUCAGAGUCUGUGGAUGCGGUCAGAGCGGUCAGAGCCUGUGGGUGCGGUCAGAGCCUGUGGGUGCGGUCAGAGCCUGUGGGUGCGGUCAGAGCCUGUGGAUGCAGUCAGAGCCUGUGGGUGCGGUCAGAGCCUGUGGGUGGGGUCAGAGCCUGUGGGUGCGGUCAGAGCCUGUGGGUGGGGUCAGAGCCUGUGGGUGCGGUCAGAGCCUGUGGAUGCGGUCAGAGCCUGUGGAUGCAGUCAGAGCCUGUGGGUGCGGUCAGAGCCUGUGGGUGGGGUCAGAGCCUGUGGAUGCAGUCAGAGCCUGUGGGUGGGGUCAGAGCCUGUGGGUGCGGUCAGAGCCUGUGGAUGCGGUCAGAGCCUGUGGAUGCAGUCAGAGCCUGUGGGUGCGGUCAGAGCUUGUGGAUGCGGUCUGUGGAUGCGGUCAGAGCCUGUGGGUGCGGUCAGAGCCUGUGGAUGCGGUCAGAGCCUGUGGAUGCGGUCAGAGCCUGUGGGUGCAGUCAGGGCCUGUGGAUGCGGUCAGAGCCUGUGGAUGCAGUCAGAGCCUGUGGAUGCGGUCAGAGCCUGUGGAUGCAGUCAGAGCCUGUGGAUGCGGUCAGAGCCUGUGGGUGCGGUCGAGAGUCUGUGGAUGCGGUCAGAGUCUGUGGAUGCGGUCAGAGUCUGUGGAUGCAGUCAGAGUCUGUGGAUGCAGUCAGAGUCUGUGGAUGCAGUCAGAGUCUGUGGAUGCGGUCAGAGUCUGUGGAUGCGGUCAGAGUCUGUGGAUGCGGUCAGAGUCUGUGGAUGCGGUCAGAGUCUGUGGAUGCGGUCAGAGUCUGUGGAUGCAGUCAGAGUCUGUGGAUGCGGUCAGAGUCUGUGGAUGCGGUCAGAGUCUGUGGAUGCGGUCAGAGUCUGUGGAUGCAGUCAGAGUCUGUGGAUGCGGUCAGAGUCUGUGGAUGCAGUCAGAGUCUGUGGAUGCAGUCAGAGUCUGUGGAUGCGGUCAGAGUCUGUGGAUGCGGUCAGAGUCUGUGGAUGCAGUCAGACCCUCUGGAUGCGGUCAGAGCCUGUGGAUGCGGUCUGUGGGUGCGGUCAGAGCCUGUGGAUGCGGUCAGAGCCUGUGGAUGCGGUCUGUGGGUGCGGUCAGAGCCUGUGGAUGCGGUCAGAGCCUGUGGGUGCGGUCAGAGCCUGUGGGUGCGGUCAGAGUCUGUGGAUGCGGUCAGAGCGGUCAGAGUCUGUGGAUGCGGUCAGAGCCUGUGGAUGCGGUCUGUGGAUGCGGUCAGAGCCUGUGGGUGCGGUCAGAGCCUGUGGAUGCGGUCAGAGCCUGUGGAUGCGGUCAGAGCCUGUGGAUGCGGUCAGAGUCUGUGGGUGCGGUCAGAGUCUGUGGAUACGGUCAGAGCCUGUGGAUGCGGUCAGAGCCUGUGGGUGCGGUCAGAGUCUGUGGAUGCGGUCAGAGCGUGGAUGCGGUCAGAGCCUGUGGAUGCGGUCAGAGCCUGUGGAUGCGGUCAGAGCCUGUGGAUGCGGUCAGAGUCUGUGGGUGCGGUCAGAGCCUGUGGAUGCGGUCAGAGCCUGUGGAUGCGGUCAGAGUCUGUGGAUGCGGUCAGAGCCUGUGGAUGCGGUCAGAGCCUGUGGGUGCGGUCAGAGCCUGUGGAUGCGGUCAGAGCCUGUGGAUGCGGUCAGGGUCUGUGGAUGCGGUCAGAGCGGUCAGAGUCUGUGGAUGUGUUGGGGCCUCACCUUGCGGCCCUCCUGCUGA
This is a messenger RNA of Knipowitschia caucasica, 1740 nucleotides long. The record is from the annotation of a GenBank genome assembly. Lineage: Eukaryota; Metazoa; Chordata; Actinopteri; Gobiiformes; Gobiidae.